AAUAUGGCAACUCUACAAAAGAUUGUAGUAAUGUGUUAUGUGGCAACUCUAAAAACUCAUUAAGCCUUUGUCAGAUGGAAUGCAACCUGGCCUUUUUUGCAUUUCCGUUUUAAGAAUUAUUAUUGUAAGCCAUUCUAAUCAGAAAGGAACAUAAAUAAAAAAACAAAUAAGCAUCCUUUACAACAUCAGGUGUGGGGUGCAUCUUAGUAAAGCAGCUCAAUGAUGGAUCUAAGACCUAGUCGCCAGACAAUGACUGAUGCAUUAAAUGCAGCCGGCAUCGAGUUCCCUUCUUCUGCGACGCUGAGCCAACUACGAGGCUUAUAUGAAGCGCUAAUGACACAACAAAGCAACCACGCUUUAAAACCAGCAAGCGAAGAGGAUACAGUGGAAGACAUGAACCAGUGCGCUGUCCAAGCAAAUACUGAUGCCGCUGAAAAUACUAUUAAGACACACGUUGUCGCAAAUCCUGCUGCACAACAGCAAACACGUGCUCUAGAUCAGUACGCCGUAGAAGUCAACACUGAAGUCCACGUGCAUGAUGCCGCUGAAACUGAAGACAAUGUAACUGCUGUCCCGAAGCCCGCUGUAAUUGCUGCCGCUGCCAGAAUGCACACUGGAAAAACUUAUGAUUUUCUUCCAGAUACCGCAUCUGCUACAGGGUCCGACGAAAUAAAAAAAUUACAACUUCGUUUACAGAUGUUACAACUACAGCAACAAAUACAGGCCCUAGAAGAGGGCUUAUCAUACCAAUCUCCUGUACGCAGAAUGGACUGGAUGGAAUUGGACGCUGCUGUUCCUAUAUUUAGCGGUGACGACAACCAAGACAUAAACCGCUGGUUCGUAGUCUUUGAAGAUUAUGCGGGGAUGUUUUCCGAAAAGGAAAAAUGUGCAGCCAUACGCCGACGUUUGGAAGGAACGGCCAAACAGUACGUUACAAACUUAGGCCUGUUACAAUUUGAUGACUUAAAAGCUCGCCUAACAAGAAUGUUCAAACGUACAGUUUCCCGGCAAGAGGUAUACAGGCAACUACAGCAAAGAAAUUUAAAGCCUGACGAGUCGUGCCUCAGCUACGUGGUGGCUAUGCAGUCAAUCGCUGCUAAAGCUGAUAUAGAGGAGCAAGAGCUAGUGGACAUAAUAAUUGAUGGUGUCCCUAAGAAUGACAACGCAGUCAAUAUGCUCUACGGCGCCAGUAGUAUGGACGACUUACUACGUCGUCUGGAUAGGUAUGAGUGCCGCCGUCAACAACGCCGCGUUCCGUUAAAGACUGUUACCGCAGCUAAACCGAUGCCUUCUGAAACCACUGGUAAUAAAUCGACUGAAGCUGAGGUCCGCUGCUACAACUGCUCGCAAUUUGGACACUACCAAAGUCAGUGUCAGAAGCCCAGACGUCCCCCGAAUUCAUGUUUCGUGUGUGCAGAGAUGGGACAUUUCCACAAAGACUGUCCGAAGAAGAAGACUGCAGUUGGAGCCAUAAAUAUUAAGGGUAUUGAUGCAUUCCAAUCGCCCAAUUAGUUGUAUAAGUGAAUCACUAGUACCGUUUGCAAUCCCUAUUAAUAAAACUGUACCUACAUUUCGCGGCGUUGGAAACAAAAUCAUAAAUAUAAUCGGUCGUGUUGGAUGUGACAUAUUUUUUCAAAAUAAAACAGUAGCGGGUGAUUUAUUUGUUCUGCCGGAUUCCGAAGCCAUAGUGCCACUUUUAAUCGGGCGUGAUGUACUUAAUAAACUUAAUAUUCACUUAUGCAGCAAAAAAAUUUCUUAUA
Molecule: messenger RNA, 1760 nt
Organism: Lucilia sericata (common green bottle fly)
Lineage: Eukaryota; Metazoa; Arthropoda; Insecta; Diptera; Calliphoridae
Exons: 2
Coding region: 220-1512 (430 amino acids)
Molecular function (GO): zinc ion binding; nucleic acid binding
Source: RefSeq, a predicted model, not a curated record